This is a messenger RNA of Urocitellus parryii (Arctic ground squirrel), 1864 nucleotides long. RefSeq names its product ubiquitin specific peptidase 12 (gene Usp12). The record is from RefSeq and is a predicted model, not a curated record. Gene Ontology annotation, biological process: protein deubiquitination. NCBI's taxonomy places the organism in Eukaryota, Metazoa, Chordata, Mammalia, Rodentia, Sciuridae. Gene Ontology annotation, cellular component: cytosol; nucleus. Gene Ontology annotation, molecular function: cysteine-type deubiquitinase activity.
GGCUGCGCCCUGCGCCGGGGCGGAGCCGGGGGCGGGCGGCCGGCAGGCGGGGGCUAGGGCCGAGGCCGAGAGUGCCUGAGCGCCGGCGGCUACGACGGCAGCGGAGGCCCAGCAGGCUCUGUGCRUGGGUCCGCGGCGGCUCGGGGUCCGCCCGCGGGUUGCGGUGCGAGCGGGGGGCCCGGCUGCCCUCCUCCCCCGCCCGCCGCCGCCGCUGUGAUUGGGUGGAAGAUGGCGCUGGGCGGAUGGAAAUCCUAAUGACAGUCUCCAAAUUCGCUUCCAUCUGUACCAUGGGCGCCAAUGCCUCGGCAUUAGAGAAAGAGAUUGGUCCAGAACAGUUUCCAGUAAAUGAGCACUAUUUUGGAUUAGUCAAUUUUGGGAAUACCUGCUACUGCAAUUCAGUUCUUCAAGCACUUUAUUUUUGUCGUCCAUUUCGGGAAAAAGUUCUAGCAUACAAGAGUCAGCCUAGGAAGAAGGAGAACCUUCUUACUUGCUUAGCAGAUCUCUUCCAUAGCAUAGCCACUCAGAAGAAAAAGGUUGGAGUAAUACCUCCGAAGAAGUUCAUAACAAGAUUACGGAAAGAAAAUGAGCUUUUUGACAACUACAUGCAGCAAGAUGCCCAUGAAUUCUUAAAUUAUCUACUAAAUACAAUUGCUGAUAUUUUACAAGAAGAGAGAAAGCAGGAAAAACAAAAUGGUCGUUUACCUAAUGGUAAUAUUGAUAGUGAAAAUAAUAACAGCACACCAGACCCAACGUGGGUACAUGAGAUUUUUCAGGGAACAUUAACUAAUGAAACCAGAUGUCUUACUUGUGAAACUAUAAGCAGCAAAGAUGAAGAUUUUUUAGACCUUUCUGUUGACGUGGAACAAAACACAUCAAUUACUCAUUGUUUAAGGGGCUUUAGCAACACAGAAACUCUGUGCAGUGAAUACAAAUAUUACUGUGAAGAGUGUCGCAGCAAGCAGGAAGCACAUAAACGGAUGAAAGUUAAAAAACUGCCUAUGAUUCUAGCUCUACACCUGAAGAGAUUUAAAUAUAUGGAUCAACUUCAUCGAUACACAAAACUUUCUUACCGAGUAGUUUUUCCUUUAGAACUCCGUCUGUUUAACACUUCGGGUGAUGCAACCAAUCCUGACAGAAUGUACGACCUUGUUGCUGUUGUGGUUCACUGUGGAAGUGGUCCCAAUCGAGGCCAUUAUAUUGCAAUAGUUAAGAGUCAUGAUUUUUGGUUGUUGUUUGAUGACGACAUUGUAGAAAAAAUAGAUGCACAAGCUAUUGAAGAAUUCUACGGGUUGACAUCAGAUAUCUCAAAGAACUCUGAGUCUGGUUACAUCCUUUUCUAUCAGUCUCGGGACUGAGGGGGAACCGUGAUGAAGAGAUAACUUUCUGCCUCAUUUCUUCUCUGGUUAUUUUGGAAAGGAUCAAGCACUGAUUUUUCAAGAAAAGAGAAAUGCAGGAAGCUCAGGGGGCAGUAGCACACUUUGCACACAAUAAAGCAAAGACUCUGGAUUAACAAGCCCUUCCUAUCAUGGUAGUUGAUUUAUUUGCUCAGGUAUCAUGCUGUCUGUGCAGUUCCAUACAACAAGGAAACGAAAUCAGAGAUACCAGCUCCUCUUGUAAAACAGCCUUCCAGUUGUUGAUAUGCAUUUUCUCUUUAUUAAUGCACCAAUAAUGAUUUGAAUUCCUUGGGGGUGCGGUAGAAAGAAUUGGAAUCUGUGCUAGAUUGUACUGAUGACUUAAGGAGAGGAUACUGAACACACUGCACACAUGCCUGUGUUUGGUAUGUUUAGAAGCAUAUUCCAUGGUCUUUUCAAGCAUAAACCAGAAGUACUUUUGGGCCCAACACUUGCAGUUGCCUUCCUGAUAU